AUGAAUCUGUUCUGCGCACAAUUAUUUGAAUUUUACAACUAUCUGCCUUAUUUCUUUUCAUAUUCUUUAUAUAUAUAUAUCAUCUGCUGUAUUGCUUCAUGUUGCGGCAUAAUAGGUCUCUACAUGUUACGUGUCAUUGUUCGACGUCUUGCUUGGAGGCCGGCCGCCAUUCAACACCUACCCGAUUUGGGGUCUAAGGAUGCUCCCAAAAAAACAGAAGAUACCCAAAGACAAUACCGCCCUCUUUCCCUUAGAGCACGUCAGGCUCUGGCGGAAAAAUCAGAUGAAGUACAGUAUCAUGUGAUAACUCAAGAUUGGUUUGGUCAGCGUGUCGACACUUUUCUUACUCAGCACCAUCCUGAAUGGAGUUAUGAAACUAUGAAAACUUUGGUUCAGCAAGGUCAUAUCUACCGAUACAGGAAAAAUGGAAAGAAAAGAUUCACGCGAAUAACGGAUAGGCUUGAGUUUGAUGAACUACUUGUCGUUCCAACUCCGGUUUUUUACGAAAGGCAGCUUGCUCCUCCCACUGGUGUUCUCCAGGAGAGCAACAAGCCAACACAUUUUAAGUUGUCUUCGCAGGUAAGGGAAAUGGCACAUAAUAUGGUGCUUUUCAAAAAUGAACAUGUCAUUGUCAUAAACAAACCCCAUGGUGUCCCCAUGAUGCCAACGAGUGACCCACAGGAAAUGAAUAUAGCCGCUAUGCUUUCUGCUUGGAAGUACACAAAUUCAACGAAACCUAUUGUUUGCCAUAACCUUGAUAAGGAAACCAGUGGUUGUGUUGUUUUAGCAAGAAGCAAAAACGCACAUCGCAUGUUAGCCCGUAUGUUUGUGAAACGUGUGGUACCAAACAGUGUAUAUUGGGGAUUUUGCGUAGGUAAGCCCAGUGUGAACUUUGGAAGGAUACGCAUGCACUUUGAAAUGACGAGGGGAACCAAGGGUGAUAUCAUCGUUGCGCGUCCUUCUCCAACCAAAACUUCCAAAGUAGGUAUUGCAGAAUUUGUUGUUAAUGCAAGUGCAUUGGAGUUUGGAAGCUUCAUUUCCUUUUACCCACUAACAACACGUCGUCAUCAGGAACGCAUCAUGGCGGCUCAUGCAUUGCGUUCUCCUUUAUUGGGUGACGCUAAAUACGGAGGAGAGUCAGCGUUCCCAUCAUCAAUGUCCCUCUUUUGGGAUCCAGAGGAUAAAGGACUGCCGUUGCACUUGCAUCACCGAAAGAUUCAGCUGCCAUACAAGAAUAGUACGGGGGAAUUUGUCUGUGUUACAGCUCCUCUCCCAAUUCAUAUGGAAAAGACGUUUAAGAAACUUGGGUGGCCAUGCGAUGUAGAUGAUCCGCUUAUACCAGGCUGA
This is a messenger RNA of Trypanosoma cruzi, 1347 nucleotides long. RefSeq names its product pseudouridylate synthase-like protein, putative. Gene Ontology annotation, biological process: pseudouridine synthesis. The record is from RefSeq and is a predicted model, not a curated record. The coding region runs from base 1 to 1347 and encodes 448 amino acids. Gene Ontology annotation, molecular function: pseudouridine synthase activity; RNA binding. Lineage: Eukaryota; Euglenozoa; Kinetoplastea; Trypanosomatida; Trypanosomatidae. The transcript has a single exon.